Fopius arisanus is the source of this 2108-nucleotide messenger RNA. It is a transcript of the gene lic, whose product is annotated as dual specificity mitogen-activated protein kinase kinase lic. The record is from RefSeq and is a predicted model, not a curated record. Gene Ontology annotation, molecular function: MAP kinase kinase activity; ATP binding. NCBI's taxonomy places the organism in Eukaryota, Metazoa, Arthropoda, Insecta, Hymenoptera, Braconidae. The transcript is spliced from 7 exons. Gene Ontology annotation, biological process: protein phosphorylation; stress-activated MAPK cascade. Bases 196 to 1197 code for a protein of 333 amino acids.
CUCUUUGGACCCAGUGAAAAAAGUUUCGAUGCAAGGAUUUUCAUAUGUGGACAGUGAAUUCAUUGAAUUUAUCUGUGCCCAAGAGGUGUAAAAUCAAUCUGCAAUUGUUCAAGAGGACAUGGAAGACUGAUGAUUCCUUUUCGAGUGAUUUAAAGUUGAAAUCUUGGGAAUUAUAAAUUGUAAAAUAUAUAAAUAAUGGCUUUGCGCAAGGGUAAGAGAAAUUUGAAGCUUCAAGUGUCUGAAGAGGCCCCCGUGCCUGUGACACCACCUAGAAAUCUUGAUAAACGAACCACCAUAACAAUAGGUGAAAAAACGUUUAUUGUUGAGGCUGAUGAUCUUGAAACCCUCUGUGUACUCGGUCGAGGGGCUUAUGGAGUUGUUGAUAAGAUGAAACACAAGCAGAGUGGCACAAUAAUGGCUGUAAAGAGAAUCACGGCUACAGUCAACACACAGGAGCAGAAGAGACUGCUGAUGGACCUGGACAUCUCCAUGAGAAGUUCAGAUUGUCCAUACACAGUGCAAUUCUACGGUGCAUUGUUCCGAGAAGGCGAUGUCUGGAUAUGCAUGGAGGUGAUGGAUAUGAGUCUAGAUAAAUUUUAUACAAAGGCCUAUAAGAAUGGAUGCUCAAUACCUGAGGAUAUUUUAGGAAAAAUAGCUUUUGCAGUAGUUAGUGCCCUCCACUAUCUCUACUCUCAAUUGAGGGUGAUACACAGAGACGUUAAGCCUAGCAACAUUUUGAUAAAUCGAAAGGGGGAAGUCAAAAUCUGUGAUUUUGGAAUUUCUGGGUAUCUCGUUGAUUCGGUAGCAAAAACGAUCGAUGCAGGAUGCAAACCCUACAUGGCGCCAGAGAGAAUAGACCCAUCGGGCAAUCCCUCUCAGUACGACAUCCGAUCAGAUGUCUGGUCUCUGGGAAUUUCCCUCGUCGAAUUGGCGACUGGAAAAUUCCCUUACGAGUCCUGGGGGACCCCCUUCGAGCAGUUGAAACAAGUCGUCAAGGAUGACCCCCCAAAGCUACCCCCUGGAAAGUUUUCUCCAGAAUUUCAAAAUCUCAUCACCAAGUGCUUAAUGAAAGACUACACAGCCCGUCCAAACUACAGUCAACUCCUCGAGUUAGAUUUCAUCAUAGAACACUCGAAGAAGGACAUAAAUGUCGCGGAAUUUGUUGAGAAAAUUUUAGACUUGCCAGAUUUUGAGUGAAAAUAAUAGCAAAACUUCCACUGACAUGUACGUACCUUCCUCCAUCACAAAAAAUGAUCCGAGGCAAAAGAAAAAACAGAAUAAAAUAAUUAAUCGUUAGUAUUUGCGCUGUCGCCCGAUAUUUUUGUUAUUAGAAUCGUGGUUACAUCGUAUUCGUAGUCUUGUGUUCAUUGAGAGUUCUCUCUGAAGUUCUAAUCAGUGUCUAUCAUAUGUCUCGGCGAUAUUUUCAAAUAAUUAAAGCACAAUCGAGUCAUAAUAUAGUGUUGUACAUAAACGAUAAUAAUUCAUUACGAAAAUUACAUAAUCUUUCUUUAUAUUAAUUUGGAGUUAAUUAUCACAUUUUAUCCUGCAAAUUUGUGAUAAUCGUCUAGAUACAACUUAAUUACACGUUUUGAUACGCCUUAUACAUAGAUAAUAAUAUCCACUAGUUUGUCAAUAAUAUUGAUUAGUCAAUUAGUGAAUGAAAGAAUUACCCAAAAUUUUGUAGUGAAGCCCAUAACAGAAAUAUAAAAAAUAUGGAUUUCAUAGAUUCAAUCGUUUCAUUAAAAUACUUUACGUCCAUUUAUUUAAAUAAUUAUCCAGCGAUAUGAUAACACAUGGCUAUUAACUAUUACACAAUAUAGAUUUGACUCCAUUAACCUGCUGUCCGAAUAUUUACUCCCCUAUUUUUCAUCGGAAUAAAUAAAUUUUUAUUUUCUCAACAUUUUCAUCAAUACACUGGAAUUUUUUAAUGAUAUUUCAAAUAAUGAAUUAUCAAAAUCAUUAUUUUAAUUAUAAAAAAUAAUACCUCGCUCUGUGCGUUUCAUUGGACAUUGGGAAUUUCAGGAAUUUUUGUGUACAUCGAUAUCAAUAGCAAUAUAUGCCAGCAUAUAGAUAAGAAAAUAUAGUCUCGUGGAAUGUUUAUAAAAGGA